Messenger RNA from Coccidioides immitis RS, 330 nucleotides. RefSeq lists its product as uncharacterized. The record is from RefSeq and is a predicted model, not a curated record. The transcript has a single exon. NCBI's taxonomy places the organism in Eukaryota, Fungi, Ascomycota, Eurotiomycetes, Onygenales, Onygenaceae. Bases 1 to 330 code for a protein of 109 amino acids.
AUGAUCGCCGGCUUUAUUUUGGGACUCGCCAAACUCGUAAAACUGUGUCUGGUAAUGCCCCGGUUCCGGGAUGCUCCCCCCAACCGUCCAAGGAACAAGUUGGAAAUCCAGCUGCCGAGGAUGAACGAGAGUGCAAGAUGCGAACGAUGCUUGAUCACCAUCUUGGGCGCUUUCCGGAGCCACUUGUCGCUCCAGAGCAGGAAUAUCAGACAAGCCAGGAUGAUCUCCAGCGAUCAGUCAAGCGCCCUGUCGCUUUCACGUGAGGCGUACUUUUCAGCAGAUGAACUGAUUCGAACAGCGACAAGCAACCAAUCUCGUCUCACGCCUUGA